Molecule: messenger RNA, 1427 nt
Organism: Pistacia vera
Lineage: Eukaryota; Viridiplantae; Streptophyta; Magnoliopsida; Sapindales; Anacardiaceae
Exons: 6
Coding region: 1-747 (248 amino acids)
Source: RefSeq, a predicted model, not a curated record
AUGUGGCCACAGAGUGCAUCCAACAACAGUAAAGCCCUAGAGGGUCUGCAUGGGGUGCACGUGGUACCUCAUUCACCUUUUGCACAUCACGAGAUUGAUCAAAAUGGGGAGUUCGAUUCUACUUGUGAAAGUUCCACCUUAGGAGCGAGCCAACUUCUGUUAAUGCAACGAGUAUGGCAGCAAAGACCAGCAUGUUUGAGGCCUGUUCACUGUUGUAUUCAAGGUGAUCAGAAUCUUUUAGAAAGAUUUGCCAAUGUACUAACAUCACUACCAUUUAUUGCUCUUGGAAUUCAGGCCCCAAGGAAGAAUCUGAAUACUAAAAUGUACGCAAAUUCAUUAAUUGGAGUUGGGUUAGCUUCAAGUAUGUAUCACUCCUCAAGGGGAAGACUGAGGAGGUAUUUGAGAUGGGCUGACUAUACAAUGAUUGCCACAGCAACAGUGUGUCUCUCAAGGGCCCUCAGAGAUGAAAACCCAAAGAUGCUUAUGGCAGCAUCUGCAUUGUUACUACCUAUCCAACCUCUGAUGGUUUCAGCCGUCCACACUGGAAUGAUGGAGGUUGCAUUUGCAAAAAGAGCAUUGAAAGAUCCAAACUUGAGGAUGACGCACAACGUGCAUAAGCUAUCAUCAUUGCUGGGUGGUGUUUUUUUCAUUGCAGAUGAUGUCUUUCCUCAGACUCCCUUCCUUCAUGCUGCUUGGCAUCUUGCUGCAGCUGUUGGUGUAGGAACUUGUAACAAGCUUCUGGAGUAAUGUAUAUAUCUCGCAUCAAUCCCUCAUUAUUCAUUUUUUUUUGGCGGAGAAAUUAGAGCUGCAGCUUAUGUGUAAAGACCAACAUGGCUGUGGUUUCCUCGCAUGCUACUGGAAUCGCUUAAAGUAGAAAGGAGCAGGAGCUGUUAUCGUGCAGCCUUCGACGUACCGUUGAACAUUUCAACCAUUGUUCAGCUUUCGGGGAUGUUAUUCUCUUUUCAGUGUAGAACUUACGUAGCUAUUAUAUGUUCACCAGCAUAAACCAAGAACUUGGUAGUUUCUGUAGACAACAGAAUUUUAAGUUAAUGAACAAUAAAAAGAGAAGCAAUACUUCUCUGAAGAAUAAAGGGGUGACAAUAUAUUCCCAUAAAUAAUAAUUACUUACACGAGAGAUUUAUGAGGCAACGAUACAUACACCGCAAAGCAGUACCCUGAGAUGACCUCAGAAAAAUGAGAAGGUUUGGUGAGUAUUUAUCUUCUUUGUAUCAUAAAUAGUUUCUGCAGAAAAAGACCUCGCAUUCAUUUAAUUGAGCAAGUACAAUCUAUUCAAAACUGUAAGACAAUAAUGACUUCUGUGAUAGUUGAUAGAGACAGACACAGGUGCUCUUUGAAUUCAUGUAUUCUUCAAUUGUUCAGUUCAUAAUGAAUUAUGAUGUCCUAUAACAAGACCAAUCCUAUUUAGA